AAGUGUGUGUGUGUGUGUGUGUGUGUGUGUGUGUGUGUGUGUAGCAGACACAGGCUUAACACCAGCAGCUGCUUUCUGAUCCACACGGUGUGUAUGUAUGUAUAUAUACCGGAGUGGUGAGGAUGAGGUCGGCUCUCCUCCUCCUUCUCCUUCUCUCCUCACUCUGCUCCCUCCUCCUGCUCUCCCACAUCCCGAUCAUCUCGGCAUGUAACAAAGCUCUGUGUGCCAGCGACGUGAGCAAGUGCCUGCUACAGAGCCUGUGUCAGUGUCGACCAUCGGAAGGAAACUGUUCCUGCUGUAAAGAGUGUAUGCUGUGUUUGAGCACACUAUGGGAAGAGUGCUGUGACUGUGUGGGCAUGUGUAACCCGAGGAACUACAGCGAGACCCCGCCCACUUCCAAAAGCACAGUGGAGGACCUCCAUGCGCCGAUCCCGUCGCUCUUCAGGGCCCUCACUGAUGGAGACACUCCUAUCAACAUGAUGGUGGUGUCGUUCCCCGUGGCUGAGGAGCUCUCGCACCACGAGAACCUCGUGUCCUUCCUGGAGUCUCUGGAGCAAGAGCAUCAAAAUGUCUCGCUGCCUGGGACAAGCAUCCACGACACCUAUGAUAAAGAUAACCUGUGCACGGUGGUGUAUUUUGACGAGUGCUUGUCUAUACGUCAGUGUAAGCAGUACUGUGAGUCGAUGGGAGCGUCAAAGUACCGCUGGUUCCACAACGCGUGCUGUGAGUGCAUCGGGCCUGAGUGUGUGGAUUACGGUAGCAAAGCGGUCAAAUGCAUGAACUGUCUCUUCUGAGAGCGCUCACACACACACACACACACACACACACACUCUCACAUGGGAUUGUGUUUCAGUAUCUUAUGGUUAUUCCAUCUUUUAUUGCUGAUGAUGUGUAAUAUGAUUUUAGUUUUCUUUGCAAAAAAAUGGGUACAGUCCAUCUUUCCUGACAUUAUUAAUAUUAAUUGUUGAUGAUCUCAGCACAAAUGAUUGUGUGCUUAACCCUUUCCUGUCUGUGCAGUCUGUAUCAUUGUUAGGCACUAGAUGGCACUCUCUUACAAAAAAGCUUCCUGUCUGAUCACAUAGCGAAGAGAAAGUGUAUAUACCAUUAACCAUUAAUGCAGAAGAAGCAGUGCUUUGAAAUCAUAUAUAAGUAUUAUUAUUUAUAUACAGUAUGAAACCUUUGUUCAAAGAAACCUAUUGCACAAGAAGUCUAUACCACGUACAGUAUAUCUACAGGUAAUGCGUUACAUUAUGGUUCCCUUAACUGGCAUUAUUUAACACAUUAGUUAACAUGAACAAACCAUGAACUUCAGCAUUAAUGCACCAUAAUUAACAUUAACAAAUUAACUAACACAUAUUAAUUGAUUGAUGAAUAAGAAACCAAAUAAGCCAAAAUAUUAACCAACGUUCAUACCAUCAUGAAUAAAAUUAAGCUCACAAUGAGCAAUAUGAACACCUUAAUGAACAGACCUGACACUGAAUACAUACAUAUAUAUAUACACACACACACACACAUACACACACACAGCUAGAGACCAGAGUGUACAAAGUUCUCAUUUUAGUAAAUACACUGAAACCUAAUUUCUACAUGGAUUUAUUUUUAUUCGUGGAUUGACAAGCUUAAGCCUGGUGUAUUUCAUUAACAUUUAAACAAACAUCAGUUAGACUAAUAUGUGUGUUUAUACCACAAUUCUCAAAUCUGAUUGGUCAGAAAGUGUUGAUUACUUUCUAUAAUAGCAGCUUUGGUAAUAGUUCCAGCUGCAAGACAAAUCACAAGUUUCUAUUAAUUCUAUUAAUGCGUUUUUGUUUCUAUAGUAACAACUCGUUCACAGGGACGUGUAUAGCAAAUGCUCCGCAUAUGCCAGCUUUUAAAAAAUGUGUUGUUAUUUCUCAAAGCAAAAUGACUGCCAUGGUGAAGCUUUCUGUGAGGAGAACAUUAAUGGAAGGAGUCUCCAGUGCCAGCGCUUUGUAACUGUCAGUGAGUUGUUCACCACAGGAAAGUCUUCAGAUUAUUUUGCACUUUUUUUGACUUAUUGAAACAUUAAAUGUAAGCAUUAAUGGAUAAACAUACAGCAUGUCUUUCAUUAAUGAAUUAAAAAAUGUAAACUUGGAUGUGCUGUUAUUGGAAAACACACACUUGUCCUUGAUGAUUUUCCUAAACCAGCAUGCCAUGAUGUGUUUUAUUCCUAUUUACUUUCUAAACAUUCCUUAUGGUUUAUUAAUGCUGAAUUUCAUCAUUUCUUAAUGCAGUAAAUAUGUUAAUAAACAGAAACCUUAAUGGAAAGAGUUGCCAAUGUAUUCUUUUUUCGAAGAUAUGUUUGAUAAUGAAAACAUUCAGGCAAUAUUUACAUUCAGUUGACUGAUUUAGCAAAAAUAAACUGGUAGAUUUUUGAAUUUGACAAAAAUAGCAUUCGCUUCAGUAACAUCACCAAUAAACCAUGCACCAUUCUCA
Messenger RNA from Pangasianodon hypophthalmus (striped catfish), 2451 nucleotides. It is a transcript of the gene twsg1a, whose product is annotated as twisted gastrulation BMP signaling modulator 1a. Gene Ontology annotation, biological process: regulation of BMP signaling pathway. The record is from RefSeq and is a predicted model, not a curated record. The transcript is spliced from 5 exons. Bases 123 to 794 code for a protein of 223 amino acids. Lineage: Eukaryota; Metazoa; Chordata; Actinopteri; Siluriformes; Pangasiidae.